ACGUUGCUGCUUAGAUUGAAAUGCAGAACUCAAGCCUCUUUCAGCCGGGCACAGACUUCCUUUUACUCUUUCCUUUGGCACUCUUGUCGCCUCCUCCCGGGGAGAAGCCAAGGCACCCUCGGCUUGGAGCAGCGACAGGCCGGCUCAGUGAGAACAAGGAAAAAGUUUCUUUCUGGGAGUGCGGAACUGGGGCCGGGUUGGUGUACUGCUCGGAGCAAUGGAGCCAGCCUUCGGGGAGGUGAACCAGCUGGGAGGAGUGUUCGUGAACGGAAGGCCGCUGCCCAACGCCAUUCGGCUUCGCAUCGUGGAAUUAGCCCAACUGGGCAUCCGACCUUGUGACAUCAGCCGCCAGCUACGGGUCUCGCACGGCUGCGUCAGCAAGAUCCUGGCGCGCUACAACGAGACCGGUUCGAUUUUGCCGGGAGCUAUUGGGGGGAGCAAGCCCCGGGUCACCACCCCUACUGUGGUGAAACACAUCCGGACUUACAAGCAGAGGGACCCAGGCAUCUUCGCUUGGGAGAUCCGGGACCGCCUGCUGGCGGAUGGCGUGUGCGACAAGUACAACGUGCCCUCGGUGAGUUCCAUCAGCCGGAUUCUGCGCAACAAGAUCGGCAACUUGGCCCAGCAGGGUCAUUACGACUCAUACAAGCAGCACCAGCCCGCGCCGCAGCCCGCGCUGCCCUACAACCACAUUUACUCGUAUCCCAGUCCCAUCACGGCGGCAGCUGCUAAGGUGCCUACACCACCUGGGGUGCCGGCCAUCCCCGGAUCGGUGGCCUUGCCGCGCACCUGGCCCUCCUCUCACUCGGUCACGGACAUCCUGGGCAUCCGCUCCAUCACCGACCAAGGAGUGAGCGACAGUUCCCCCUACCACAGCCCCAAGGUGGAGGAGUGGAGCAGCCUGGGCCGCAACAACUUCCCUGCCGCCGCCCCGCACGCAGUGAAUGGAUUGGAGAAGGGAGCCUUGGAGCAGGAAGCCAAGUACGGCCAGGCACCGAAUGGUCUCCCAGCUGUGAGCAGUUUUGUCUCAGCAUCCAGCAUGGCUCCUUACCCUACACCAGCCCAAGUGUCACCCUACAUGACCUACAGUGCUGCUCCUUCUGGUUAUGUUGCUGGACACGGGUGGCAACAUGCAGGCAGCACCCCACUGUCCCCCCACAACUGUGACAUUCCCGCAUCGCUGGCUUUCAAGGGAAUGCAGGCAGCCAGGGAAGGCAGCCAUUCUGUGACCGCUUCUGCACUCUGAUGGGAGUGUCCACUCCUGGCAGCUCCACUUCCGGUCUCCCCUCCUAGCGCAUCCUCCCUCUCGUCACACCCCACCCCUCCAGUGGUCCAGCUUUACUGCCUCAAGAGCUGGCUUCAUGGAUUCAUAAUCUUUGUGCUGAUGACACUUAAAUUUUUUUUUUUUGCUGUAACUUCCCUUUUUCCAGGAAACCUGGCAUAACUUUAGGAUUUAAAAAUAAAAGCAACUCUAAAGGUGGAAUGAGACAUUUGUGUUGCCCGCACACUGUUUUAACACAGAGAAGAAACCUAUUCCCCUCAAAGGGCUUAUGGAACUUCGUAGGUCUGUCUUUGGUAAAACCACACGUGUAUAUUUAUUCUAAAUCAACCUGAACUUUCGAAACGUGCAAUUGUUGAGAUUUUGCAAAAUCAAUAAAGGAAAACAGAUGUAGAAAAAAAAAGUUAUGUGAUACGCUCUAAUCAAAUAAGGUGACCAAAUAAGCUUUAAUUCACCAUUAGGAAACUAAUCAAUAACUGACUUGUGUGAUCUUUCGUUUCUUUUGAAGAGAUGAUGUAUUUUGUUGAGAAAUAUGUAUAGAAUUCAAGCAAUAUUGGAAUUUUGCUCCUUUGGUUGUUUUGACUUGGUUCCCAAUACAGUAAUGUUUGUAUUUCUAUGACCUUGUAAAUAUGGAUGUGGAUGUCUUCAUUCCAUGGGGUACCCCUCCACCAACACCAACACCUCUCUUUUAUCUUUCUUCCUUUGCAAAGGUGACUUGCUGGUGAUGUGUUUCUCUGUUUGGUGGUGGGCCACUUGGGCUCCUGCGCCUGGACUUGCCCCAGGUUGUGUGUACUCAGUAAAGGCUUCAGCAUCUCAUGAAGGAGACUUUUUUUUUUUUUCCUAUGGCAGAGGACUCAAAACAUAGAUAAAACAAGUCAGGCUUUAGUUUGUAUCCCAGUCAAACAACACAUAUGUCAAGCACAGGACAACAAAAGGCUGUAACAUACCUGUACCACAAUCCUCUAACAGAAGUCACUAGGAAUACAUCUAAUGUGAAAUGGGUUUUUGUCUUUUUUUUUUCUUUCUUUCUUUCUUGCAACAACACUUAAAAUGAACUUUAUGUGAUGGAAAACCACUGUGAAAUGAAAUUGUACUGUUGUUGUUGGCUUACCUGUGUGAUCAGCAAUCUCAGCCCCACAUUUGUCUGAUAACUUAAAAGGAGAUGGAGAACUCUUCUCUAAUGAAUGUAGUAACAAUGGCUUGCUGUGAAGUUUACAGUGCGUACUGAAGCAUGUUUCGCAUGUAGGUCAAUUGGUGUUGGCAUCAGAAAUACAAAUGCUAUUUAAUUUUUUA
Molecule: messenger RNA, 2572 nt
Organism: Mus caroli (Ryukyu mouse)
Lineage: Eukaryota; Metazoa; Chordata; Mammalia; Rodentia; Muridae
Gene: Pax9
Product: paired box 9
Biological process (GO): regulation of transcription by RNA polymerase II; anatomical structure development
Molecular function (GO): RNA polymerase II cis-regulatory region sequence-specific DNA binding; DNA-binding transcription factor activity, RNA polymerase II-specific
Source: RefSeq, a predicted model, not a curated record